Messenger RNA from Fraxinus pennsylvanica, 1839 nucleotides. The record is from the annotation of a GenBank genome assembly. Lineage: Eukaryota; Viridiplantae; Streptophyta; Magnoliopsida; Lamiales; Oleaceae.
AUGGAUGUGGAUAUUGAGGUAAAAUUAGAGAAUGGUAAGAAUGCUGUAAAGAAAGAAUUUGAAAGUUGCAAUAGUUGUUUAGAAUAUGAAGAUAAAUUUAAGAAAUUGAAAGAAAAAUGUACUACCUUGGAAUUAGAUAUGGAGAAGAAAAAUAAAGCACUUAAAUUUCUGGAGGCUAAGCUCAGUUUUUCGGAACUUCAUAAGCUUGCAAUUGAGGAAGAGGCUAGGAUAUUAGAGGAGAGGAAUAAAGAGCUUGAAAGGAUAAUUGGGAAUGGUGAAAAAGCGAUAGACGAAGUAGUUGAUUUGACUGAGAAGGACGGGGAAGAUAAGGUCACACAAUUGUUGAUUGAGAAUAGGGUUUUGGAUUGUGAGAAAAUGAAGUCUGAAAGCGAGGUAAAGAUCUGGGAGGCUAAAUAUAAAGAACUAGAGCUGUUGGUGAUGGAGUUGCAUGGAAGAAUGUCUACUGGAAUGGUAAAAGGGGGAUUGCUUUUGCCCGAAAUAGAUUCGGAUAAGCUGAGUGAAUUGGUUAUAAAGAAAGAUGGAAUUGAUGGUGGAGCCAGGUCCACACCUUUGCAAACCAGAACAAAAGAUAAAGCAAAUGAGCUUCAUCAUGUGUCAGUUAGAACACCAUGUAAGGAGUUGACACAUGCUGAAGAAGAGGAACGAGGCAUUCCUUGUGACUCAAAACUGAAAAAUGGUAGCCAAGUUAGAAAGCGUCUUGGCUUUGCCGAAGAGAGCCCAAGUAAGAAGAUGGCUCCCUUAACACCAGGGGGUUCUAGGCGUCCUAUUGGUCCUAUUGAUAUCAGUGACAGCGACGACGAUCCAAACCCCAACCAGCUUCAAGGAAGAGAAAAGGUUUGUGGUUCAUUUGAUGGUGGAUCAAGGGUUACUGUAGAUAAAAAAGAGUUUCCCUCAAAAGAUAGACAUUCGAGGAUUCUUGAAUACAGUAGUGAUGAAGAGGUCCUACUUACUUCAACUGCUAAGAGAAAAAGAGCUUCUAAUAUUGUUACCAGCGAGAGUGAAAAUGAUGAUGAUGAUAAUAUUCCAAUUUGUAGACUAAAAAGUAAAUCCCUACAGGAACUUAAUCCAGAUUUCCAUGUGAACAGAUACUCUGUGAAAGAUACCAAUUCCAGGGACAAAUUCAGAAAACCUGUGACACGACGACACUUAGUGAGGCUGGGAAAAAUUGAAGAGAAAGGUCGUUCUGGGAAAAGUAAAUUUAAAAGUGCAGAACCUACAAAUGAGACCUUUGAAGGUGAUGAAACGGAAGAGGAGGACACAGACAGUGAGGGUGAAAGCUUGGGUGGAUUUAUUGUUAAUGACUCUGAUAUUUCAGAGGGCAAUGCCACUACCAAUGGUAAUAACAUUUCUGAGGGUGAUGGCACUUGCUUUAGUGAGGACUCUUCUGGUGAUUUAGAAAAUGCAUCACAAGGUGGUGCCAGCUAUGAUGAAAUCAUAUCCGUUUUUCGGAGGGCGAGAAAACAUAAGAAGUGGGACUUCGAGGCAGAUAUGCUUGCUGAUUUUGGUAAGCAUCCUGAAGUGUGCAUGAAGGCAGUAUGUGCACUUUAUCGGCAACAAACAUCUGUAGAGAAAUCUAGUAAAUCAGCAAUAGUUCUCAAUGGACGAGGAUUUAGCCAGUGUGAUGCAUUCAAAGGCAGUGCCUUGGGGGAAUUUCUUACUGAUGGAGAUCUACAAGGCGAUGUGAAGAAAUCUGUGGAGGAGUUGCAAGAAUACAAUCCAAGGGGGGCUGAACUCUGCCGAAAACUGGCUACGCACUACUCCAAGCAGUUAUUUACAAUCUACAAGAAUGAAGAAGACCCGUUUUUCCGACCUCAAUAA